Guyanagaster necrorhizus is the source of this 588-nucleotide messenger RNA. RefSeq lists its product as uncharacterized. The transcript has 3 exons. The coding region runs from base 126 to 455 and encodes 109 amino acids. Lineage: Eukaryota; Fungi; Basidiomycota; Agaricomycetes; Agaricales; Physalacriaceae. The record is from RefSeq and is a predicted model, not a curated record.
CAUAUUGACAAUGUGGCCAUCCAACUGUAAUUCUUCCUCAGCACCGCCUUAUGUUAACAGCAACCAGAGAACAGUCGAGGCUCCGAGACGCACUAUAUAGACAUUGAUGGGGUCGCAGAGGUAUUAUGCGAUCUACAACAAACUUGCUGAUGAUACUAGCAUUGAAUAUUAUUUGCUGUGAAACACAGCGAAACCACUAUUUGUCCGGGAAGCGCCGGAUUUCGCCAGCGAAGAAGUCCUGUUUUUAUGAUAAUCUGUACCAUGGAUCAUUCACAUCCAAAGUCCUCAUUCAACAAACCGACUCUGCCAAUCCUUCACUAGUUGAUCCUUACCUGGAGGAUAGAGAUGAGUAUAUCAUACACUCACCCAUGACCGUAAAGGUCAAUUUGUUAGUAAUAGAAGAACAGGUAAACUACUACCACGGACAUAUAUCAAUAAAGAUAGGGCAAUGCUAGAAAGAUGUGUCCAGAGCGAAAUCAUGAGGCGUAAAAUAGAUAUAAAAACGGGGGUCACAAUGUAGCAAGAACGAGAAUGAAAUCCAAUAGAUUGUAAAUACUAAUACAUGUAGGCAAUUACGUGUAGAUCAAG